Messenger RNA from Mya arenaria, 1857 nucleotides. RefSeq lists its product as uncharacterized. The coding region runs from base 136 to 1794 and encodes 552 amino acids. Gene Ontology annotation, molecular function: FAD binding; oxidoreductase activity. Lineage: Eukaryota; Metazoa; Mollusca; Bivalvia; Myida; Myidae. The transcript has 4 exons. The record is from RefSeq and is a predicted model, not a curated record.
GCUCAGUCGUUAUAUUAUUGAGGUUUUACUUGAAAAUAUUCGGCUCAUCAUUUUUUUCGGAAAAGUAUCUGUAAAUAUCAUAUAAAGAACUCGUAAGUAGCAAAUUACCAAUACCGCUGGUUGCUGGCUUCUAAAAUGUGGAAAUUUAAAUACAUCAAACCUUUGGCUUUACUGCUUCUGUUCGCAGUUGUAACACAUGCUAGUGCUGCAAGUUCCGGUCAGUGCCGCACAAAUGUACAAGACAACUUCUGCUGGCCAGGCCAAACAUGCAUGCCUACACACCAAGAAGGACUGGAUUUUGCCGCUUCUCUUGACGGAGACAUUAUCACACCCACGGACGAAAGAUACCCGAACGUCACAAUUAUGAUAAACACGCGCGUAACGAUGUUUCCUUACGUCGUCGUUAUGGCAGAAAGUGUUGAUGACGUCAUCAAAACGGUAAAAUUCGCGAACAAAUUCAAUGUCAAGCUUACGAUACGUUCCUCUGGGCACGAUUACAUCGGUCGGUCAACGGGUGAUGGCACUUUGCAGUUGAACCUUUGGAAAAUGAGGGGUUUGGAAGUCAAACUUAACUCGACAAGAAACGCCGACGGGGAGUUGAAGGCUCAAAGCGGGAACUCCUGGAUCCGCGUCUACACUGAGCUAAACAAGGUUAACCGAACGAUCAUUGGCGGCUCCGCACACACCGUAUCAAUGGGUGGGUACACGCUGGGUGGUGGACAUUCCCCAAUCGGUCGAAAGUUUGGCCUCGCUAUCGACAAUCUCCUUGAGGUAGAAAUGGUAACGGCCAAUGGGUCCCUCGUGUAUGCUACAGAAACAGAAGCCGUGUACGUCGACCCCGAUACCGGAGCACGCACCGUCACUCAAGAUGCCGAUUUAUUCUGGGCGCUCAGGGGCGGCGGAGGCGCAACGUUUGGGAUUGUUACGGCGUUCACAUACAAAAUUCAUAAGGACUCACGUAUGGUAAAGCUUGCAUGCAUUUCUGCCAUCAAAGACGGAUAUGGCAACGACGUGGGUAGGGCUUUCUUAAAGUCCUUUAACAACCUUCUCUCUUCGACAUUAGCUCCAGAAUGGGGAGGAUAUCAAGUGUUAACAUCAGAAGGAAGUCCUGUUUACCACACUAAGGGAGGUGUUAUUCUGUACCUGAAUCACUUUGGCGAAUGGGGAUCACCUUCGUUUCACACUAUUGAUCCUUUCCUGAACAAAUAUCGAGCGCAGUGUCAGCUCACUAACAUGGCGGACUUUUUGGACUACGAAAAAGACUCCAAAGACGCCCUUUACACGAACAACUACGUUUUUAACACCUUAAUGCAACCUGGGGGAUUUACUGACGCUUAUUAUGAUUUCAUUUACGAUAUGUUGCUAGGCAACCAUUCUGGACUUCCCGUCGAUAUGGGAUGUACCGGAGCACUGAUAGGAGGCCACAUGAACGACGUACAACCGGAUGCGACCGCCAUGCACCCAGGCAUGCGCACAGGGGUCAUGAGCUUGACCUGUGGAGGAAGUUGGGAUCCGAACAAGGCAGGGCUCCAACCGGAAGAGGAUUAUAUUGCUAAAUGGGCCGACCGCCUAUUGACGUACGGACAGGGGACCUACUUUAACGAACCGUCGGAGCACCUUCCGAACUGGAAGACGGAAUACUGGGGUGGACACUACGACCGGCUGCUAUCUAUCAAGCGUCAGUGGGACCCGGACCAUGUUUUCACAUGUUUGCACUGUGUGGGCUCCGACAUGAGUCGCCCAUUUACACAAACGAAUCAACAGUCACCAAUUAUGGGCCCUAUUGUGGGAUAAUAAGGCUGAGAUUUGUAGUUUUAAUUGUUCAUAAUUGGAUUAAAUAAAUGCUGCAAUUCCAUC